Messenger RNA from Brachypodium distachyon (stiff brome), 1370 nucleotides. RefSeq names its product ribosome maturation protein SBDS. The transcript is spliced from 5 exons. NCBI's taxonomy places the organism in Eukaryota, Viridiplantae, Streptophyta, Magnoliopsida, Poales, Poaceae. Gene Ontology annotation, biological process: ribosome biogenesis; cytosolic ribosome assembly. The record is from RefSeq and is a predicted model, not a curated record. The coding region runs from base 1 to 1086 and encodes 361 amino acids.
AUGUCCCGCACGCUGGUGCAGCCGGUGGGGCAGAAGCGGCUGACGAACGUGGCCGUGGUGCGGCUGCGGAAGGCCGGCCAGCGGUUCGAGAUCGCCUGCUUCCCCAACAAGGUGCUCUCCUGGCGCUCCCGCGUCGAGAAGGACCUCGACGAGGUGCUCCAGUCCCACACCGUCUACUCCAACGUCUCCAAGGGCGUCCUCGCCAAGUCCAAGGACCUCAUCAAGGCAUUCGGCACCGACGACCUCACCAACAUCUGCGUCGAGAUACUGGAGAAAGGGGAGCUCCAGGUUUCUGGCAAGGAGAGGGAAGCGCAGCUUUCCUCCCAGUUCCGGGAUAUCGCCACCAUUGUGAUGGAGAAAACUAUCAACCCCGAAACCCGGCGUCCCUACACCAUGACCAUGAUCGAGCGCCUCAUGCACGAGAUACACUUUGCGGUUGAUCCAAACCUUACCUCCAAGGAACAGGCUCUGAGAGUUAUUAAGAAGCUCAUUGAGCACUUCCCCAUAAAGCGUGCACCAUUGACAGUUCGGUUCACUGCACCGAAGUCCAAACUUGGAGGUCUUAUGGAGAAGCUUGAAGAAUGGAGUGCUAUUGUUCUUUCGAAGGAUGAAUCUGGCAAUCAGUCUUCCCUUGUAUGCGAGAUCGAGCCAUCUAUCCUGCAUUCCUGUGAAGAGAGAUUGAAGGAUGUGCAAGGGAGGGUGGAAGUGCUCUCAGUGUCGGCACACGCAGAAGGUGGCUCUUCUACAGACCAAUAUGACAACGUUGAGGACAAUGUGGAGAAGUCGCACUCCGUGCCUGCAAAGGAGACUGGUGCUGUUGCUCAGCUAAGUGAGACCAUGCAGAAACAGAGCCUUUCGAGUGAGGUGGAAGGUCAGGGCCAGCGACAAGGCAAGCAGCAGAAGAGAUGCAAAGAAUGUGACGUGCUUCUGGAAGACAAAUUGUACAGAGACCAUUGCAAAUCUGGGUGGCACAAGCACAACUACACACGCCACAAGAAUGGGCUCCCUCCUCUCAGUCAAGAGGAGUGUCUGAUGGAAAUGGAAUUGGCCGAGUCCAAGAGGGAUCUCAAGGACUAUGAUUUCUGAGGACAUUAAGUUCAUUUGCUAGAUGCUGUAUUGUGAAGAGGGGAACAAGGUUUGAGAUACGCUGGCAAGUUGUUGAAAUGUAAUGGUCUCACUGUCUAAAUGCAAGGUAGUAGAACCUGGCUGCUGUAUAGUUGGCCGAGUAAACUUGCGGGAGUUGUGAUCUCUGUUUGCAUGUUCUGUAAGCUGCGAUACACCGUCGGAUACUGGCUUCUUAUUAUGUCGCUGAAGAAACUUAGUGCAACAUACAAUUUUGCAACUUAUGUUAUGCCUUUGGUACUGAUUAA